This is a messenger RNA of Desarmillaria tabescens, 1713 nucleotides long. RefSeq names its product phenylacetyl-CoA ligase. Gene Ontology annotation, molecular function: CoA-ligase activity. The record is from RefSeq and is a predicted model, not a curated record. The coding region runs from base 1 to 1713 and encodes 570 amino acids. NCBI's taxonomy places the organism in Eukaryota, Fungi, Basidiomycota, Agaricomycetes, Agaricales, Physalacriaceae. The transcript is spliced from 17 exons.
AUGACUGAGAUACGUACUCAUGUUGGACUGCCUGCAGUUCCCGAUAAUCUUUCCAUUCCGCAAUUUUUCCUCGAUGUCCCACAUCAUGUAGCCAGGCCAAUAGAGAAGGAAGGGACGCCAUGGUUGAUAGAAGAUACCAGUGGACAGGCGAUAUAUUUGGAAGAGGCAAGUGUCCGUUCACGCACAAACGCUCUGGCUAAUGGAUUGAAGCAUCAAUACGAUAUUGGUACGACGAAAAAACUCGCUGUUAAAGAUUACCCUAUGGUCAUAUGGGCCGUUCACAGAAUUGGUGGUAUUAUAUCUGGGGCUAAUCCCGACUACACCGCUCAAGAGCUAAAAUACCAGCUCGAGAUCAGCGGAGCAGUCCUUAUCGUCACACACCCGGAUGCACUUGACAUUGCGGUAUCAGCAGCUGAGGCUAUCGAUGGAGCCCUACUCGACCGGAUUGUACUGCUUAGCGCGCGUACUCCAUCCGACCCCACUAAUUCCUCUUAUGUCACUUUGGAUGAGUUGGUGGCGCUGGGCCUAUCAAAGCCACUUACCUACAUUGAACCCAAGAUAAACGGAAAGACAAAACUUGCUUUUCUGAGUUUCUCUUCAGGCACAACAGGAAAACCAAAGGCGGUCGCAAUACCACAUUGCUCAGUGAUAACGAACGUUAUACAAAUGGCCGUUCAUAACAGAGUUAACGAAGAAUACACCUCAUGGGAGAAUAGGAGAUACAGACCGGGUGAUGUUGCGAUGUGUGUACUCCCGUUAUACCAUAUUUAUGGCUUGGUGUUGAAUCUGCAUUUCAUCUUGUUUUGUGGAAUGUCUGUGGUGAUCGUUCCGAAAUACAACUUCAUUGGGAUGCUAGAUAGUAUCAUUCGUCAUCGGGUAACACAUUUGAUGCUUGUUCCGCCACAAGUUGUCCUGUUAUGCAAACAUCCCGUGGUAAAACAGUACAAAGCGAAACUACAAGUGGUUAGAAUGAUUAUGGUUGGAGCGGCACCACUAUCGGGGGAAGUGAAUCAACAGUUAUUCGAACUGCUUCCCGAUGCCCAUAUUGGCCAGUCCUAUGGCAUGACGGAAACUUGCACAGCGACAUCCUCAUGGCCGGUUACUCGUAAGCGCGGAACAUCCGGAAGCGGAGGACAGCUACUUCCUGGAGUGGCGGCGAAGGUAGUAAAAUCGGAUGGUUCUCUCGCCAAUUACGGUGAGCCGGGGGAGUUGGUCAUUUGGUCGCCAUCGAACGCGCUGCGGUACCAGAAUGAUGCACAGGCAUCCAAGGACACAUUUAUCGAUGGAUGGAUACGCACCGGCGAUGAAGUGAAAAUAGAUAAAAAUGCCGAGCUCUGGAUUCUUGAUCGUAUGAAGGAGAUUAUGAAAGUCAGAGGUUUUCAAGUAGCGCCGGCAGAGCUCGAAGGGUGCAUUCUAGAUCAUCCAGACGUCUCCGAUGCUUGUGUUGUAGGAUUUCCAGACGAAUACAGCGGAGAAGUUCCGCUCGCAUUUGUUGUCCUAACAGAAGAGGCAAGUUCCAAGGUUCUAGAACGAGGUCCACAGAUCAAGGAUUCCAUAAUCAAGCAUGUCGCCUCAAAUAAGGUCAACUACAAACAUCUCAAGGGUGGAGUUGAAUUCAUUUCGGCGAUACCGAAGAAUCCUAGUGGAAAGCUGCUCAGACGUGUGUUGCGUCAGCAUGCCUCAUCGCUCAGAAAGAAGGAAGCCAAGAUGUAA